CUGCACAGCUGCUGCUUGGACAAAAACAUACGAGACGCGUUUAUAAACUCGCAUUGAGAAAGGAAAGCACUUUAUUUAAGCUAACACGGAGUCAGAGAAAUUACUUUAAAGGAGCGACUACUUUGUGGACACGUGCAUUCAGUGACGGGCGCUUUACUUUUGACUGGACAGAUUGUUUUUGACUGAACAGCAAAUGAUUUGCACAUUGGAACUGACAGGGUCGUUUGUGACGGACGUCUUGUAGGACCAUAAAUCCCUUGUGGCUCUUUGGAUAAAGCGAUAAUGCAGUGUGCCGGGACUUUGGUGCUGCUGGGGACCCUUCUGGUCUCUGUGUUCUCAGCUGUCCACAGCAGCUCUUUGUCUUCCCUUCCACCUGCCUCGACUCCACGAGUCUUCCUGUCCUUCAAAGAGAUGAAGUCUACUGGAACCGUCCAUUACUUUGCCUUCCUGCUCAACUCGACAGACUACAGAAUCCUGCAAAUGGAUGAGGAUCAUGAUCGCAUGUAUGUUGGCAGCAAGGACUACAUACUGUCUCUAGACCUGAACGACAUCAACAAAGAGCCACUAAUAAUUCAUUGGCCCGUGGCUCCUCAGAGAAGGACAGAGUGUGUCCUAUCAGGGAAAGACAUCAAUGGUGAGUGUGGUAAUUUCAUCCGUCUAAUCGAGCCGUGGAACAGAACUCACCUGUAUGUGUGUGGAACGGGAGCGUACAACCCCAUCUGUACCUAUGUGGACAGAGGUCAAAGGCCACAGGGAUUGCUCCAAGAACAGAUGCCUCGCAUGGGAGGCCGAACCAAUCGAGCUGCAGAUCCUAGUGCCUCACCUGAGCCAUACGCACCCAAGGAAUACAUUUUCCGAUUGGAGCCUGGUAAAGUAGAUUCUGGGAAAGGGAAAUGUCCCUACGACCCCAAACUAAACAGCGUCUCAGCCUUGAUAAAUGGCCAGCUGUAUGCCGGAGUCUACAUUGAUUUUAUGGGAACGGACUCAGCCAUCUUCCGCACACUGGGGAAACACACGGCUAUGAGGACAGACCAGUACAACUCCCGCUGGCUACAUGAUCCAACUUUUGUCCAUGCUCAGCUCAUUCCUGACAGUGCAGAAAAGAAUGAUGACAAGUUGUAUUUCUUCUUCCGUGAGAAGGCCUCUGAGAUGGGUCAGACUCCCAUGGCUCAGUCCCGGAUCGGCAGAAUCUGUCUGAAUGAUGACGGAGGACACUGCUGUCUGGUGAAUAAGUGGAGCACCUUCCUGAAAGCUCGACUCAUCUGCUCGGUGUCUGGCUCUGAUGGAAUUGAGACACAUUUCGAUGAGCUUCGGGACGUGUACAUCCAGAAGACACAAGACACCAAGAAUCCCGUCAUCUAUGGCGUCUUCUCCGUGUCUGGGUCAGUAUUUAAAGGUUCAGCUGUAUGUGUGUAUUCAAUGGCAGAUGUGCGCAUGGUCUUCAAUGGCCCUUUUGCUCAUAAGGAAGGGCCAAACUACCAGUGGGUAGCCUACCAGGGUAAAAUUCCUUACCCUCGGCCAGGGACAUGUCCUGGAGGGACUUUCACCCCUAACAUGAAGUCUACCAAAGAUUACCCAGAUGAGGUUAUCAACUUCAUGAGGAACCAUCCUACUAUGUUCAAUGCUGUUUAUCCAGUCCACAAGCGCCCCCUAGUGGUCCGUACCAAUGUGGAUUAUGAGUUUACCACCAUCACAGUGGACCAAGUGGCAGCAGCAGACGGCAACUAUGAAGUUCUUUUCUUAGGAACAGAUAGGGGAACAGUUCAAAAAGUGAUUGUCCUGCCCAGAGAUGAUCUUCAGACUGAAGAACUGGUUCUGGAGGAGGUGGAAGUCUUUAGAGUUCCAACUCCAAUAACUACUAUGAAGAUUUCCCCCAAACGACAACAGCUCUAUGUAAGUUCAGCAGCCGGUGUCACUCAUCUGGCUCUGCACAGGUGUGAUGUGUAUGGAGAGGUCUGUGCUGACUGCUGUUUGGCCAGAGACCCAUACUGUGCCUGGGAUGGCAAAUCCUGCUCUCGUUACUCCGCAAACCAAAAAAGGCGGAGUCGGAGGCAAGAUGUGAAGUAUGGCAACCCUAUCAGACAAUGCAGGGGCUACAACUCCAAUGCCAAUAAGAACACGUUGGAGACAGUUCAGUAUGGAGUAGAAGGAAGCACAGCCUUCUUGGAGUGCCAGGCCAGAACUCCUCAUGUGUCAAUCAAGUGGCAUUUCCAGAAAGAAAACAGUGAUAGGAGAAGAGAGAUCCGUUCUGAUGGCCGUGUAAUCCACACAGAGCAGGGUCUCCUCCUGCGCUCUCUCCAGCUCUCUGAUGGAGGAGUGUACCAAUGCACCUCCACCGAGAAGAACUUCAAACACACGCUGGUCAAACUGCAGCUGGUGGUUCUCUCCGCCCGCACCGUCAACAGCAUCCUACCCGAGUCCACCGUGCCUGCUGCGCCCCCUCUCCAGUCCAGCGCCUGGACGCCCAGCGCCGAGCAGUACAAAGACCUGCUGACUAUCCUGAGCCAACCCGAGAUGGGCCUCAUCAACCAGUACUGCCAAGACUACUGGCAGAUGGGGGAUGACCCCGCCACCAACGCCCACAAGAAGAAGGACUUCAAGGAAGCACAGAAGGAGCUACGGAAGCCGCGGAACAGGAGGCACCACCAGGAGCAGAGCAGCAUGGCUGAGACAUGAGAGGGGAAAGCAUCCAGUUCUUCUUAAAGGAGAUUUCCCCUUGCACACUUAAUAACCCUGCUAUUGAGGUUGACUUAAAGGUGACUACCUUUACACAAAAAUAUUCAAGAGGUGCUUCUCUAUACUAAUUGAUGCUUCCUGGUUUCCUCACUCCUCCAUCCUCCAGCCUGUGACCCUGAAUUCAAUAGAAGUCUGCCAUCAUGACGGACAUGUGAGUUCUAUAAAUGUGUUGUGAAUAGGUAAGGACAGAGAAAACAGGUAGCUGAGGAGCUGGAAGACAAGAAACAUGGGAUAUGAUUUAUAGAUAGAUGCAAUUCAAUUUCACUAGUUAAAAUACUAAUUCUUGAUAUCAGCAAUGGAAUUACUACUAGUGAAAAUGCUAAUUUUUUAUAUCAGUAGUUAGUUUUGCUCUAGCAAAAUGUUAUUAUAAUUUUUUAUAUAUAAUUAUUAUUAUAUAUUACUUGUGGAAAUGCCCAUUCUUGAUAUAAAAAAUGGAACUUCAACUAGUAAAAACGUCUCUGUUUAAAAUCCUUUAGCUGCAUUUUCACAAGUAGAAUUUCACAAUGAUCUUUCAUUCACUCCUGUUUAAAACACAAUUACAGAUAUCUAUAAUUAAUUUAUUAUUAGUAGAAAUUCCAGUUUCACAUAUCAGCUACAGUAUGUGCAUAUACUGUUUGUACUUCUUAUAACCAGGGCUUGACAUUAACUUUUUGCCUCACUGGCAACUGUGGCUAGUGGUAUUCCAAAGUCACUAGCCCCUCAGCAUUUUCCCUAGCCAAAAUCCCCUGCCCCACAAAAAGUGAUAAAACUAACUGGAGACUGUAACCGCAGGCAUUUGUGUUGGACAUUUUAUUUGAACAAGAAUUAUAUGAGUUCAGCAGCACACAAACCUAAUGAUUUAAGUCAUCUCUUAGAAUAUCUGAAGGCAGACAUGACCAAUUAGAACAGGAAUAGAAUAGAACAGGUGGAAAACUUUGUCAAGAAUUUGUCCAUAACUCAAGGAAGUUCAGAUAUUAACCCCUUUGAACACCUAUAACCAUUCUAAAUUGUACUUGCCUAUAUGAAAGUUUAACAUUGCUCUUCCAUUUUUUAACAGUGGCAUUUGUGUUACUUCAGGAGACACAUUUUAGUUUGGAUGAUGUGUAUUUUAAAAAACCUUGUAAUCGAUGUUGAUGCAUGGUGCACUGUUGUCUCUUUACUUCAUCAGGUUCGACAUCCUCCAUAUAUUGGGUUAAAGUAGAAGAAUCUCUUUAGAUUUAAAAUGGGUCACAUAAGUUUUAUGGUCUCCGCUGGCCGCCACGAUAUUGAGUGAAGGACAACUGAAUCACGCAAGUUUCCCAGAGCUCUGCCGAUCUUAUCUCUGGAGCACGCUAAUAUGCACUGCAGCGGUACGCACGAAAGCCCACUUCAUUCGCCCGCACAGAUGCGUGUGUAAGUUAUGAGAGGUAUAUUUAGUGCUUAUAAGGCGCUGAACGUGAGAUGAAUACAAUUACAUUUACUUUGGCUGUGGCCAAAGUGGCUAGUAAGUUACCCACCACUGCUAUUUCUUCCUGCAUUUGGCAGGUUAUAUUUAUAAUUAUAAUUUUUUGAUAUCAGUAAUUUCAAAUAUCCAAAUAUCAAAUAUCUGUUAAUUCUUGUACAUCUGUAAAUUAAUUUCAACAUGUUGGAUUUGGUAUUUCAGGUAUGUGGAAAUGGAUUUCAGAUCAAAAAAUGAAAGAGUAACUAAAGAUAUCUUAAAAAGCUUUCUUACUAGUUACAAUAACAUUAUAGAUAUCUGAAAUUAGCAUUGCCACUGGUGAAAACCAAAUUACCAUUAUCAAAAAUUAGCAUUUUUGUUAGUUGUAUUUCAAUUGUUGAUAUCAGGAAUGGACAUUUGCACUAGUAACAUUGAUAUAAAAUAAUUAUUGAUUAAAAAAAAUAUAUAGAUAUAUAUAUAUAUUUUUUUUACUAGCAACUAGUACAUUACUGAUAUGUUAAAUUGGAAUUUCUGUGAAUGACAGAUCAUUGUGAAACUCUACUAGUGAAAAUGCAAUUACAAAUUUCAAAAAUUACGGCUUUUACAAAAAAAAAAAUAUAUAAUUUGAUACCAAGAAUUAGUAUUUCCACAUGCAAUGACAUAAUUUUUAAUUCAAGAAUUACAUUUUUUACUAGUGGAAACUUAAUUACUGAUAUUAAAAAAAUAGCAUUUUCACUAAUUAAAAUUUAAGAUAUCUAUAAUAUACUUCACAUGAUUAUAUGAAAAAAUGGCUUGCAAUGAAGUUCAUCCUAAGUAGAAGUCAUCUAGCACAACACUUAAAAGUCAAGUUUUAACUUUGCGGUUUAAAUAAACCAAAUAUUGUACACUUCAACGGUGCAUCUUGCUUAAUUAAGAUUUAUUGAGAAUGUCACCAUUAAUCAAGCUCUAACAACAUAAUUGAGCAGCUGCAACUUAAAUGCAGCAUUUUGAUGUGCAAAAUGUCACUUUGAAGUGAUGCUUGAGUGAGUAAGGAUAUGCAUUUUACAAAUACAACUUUGAUUCCUUUGUCCUCACAUUUCAUCUUUACAUCCUUUCCUCAUGUUUUAAGAGGGAAGAGCUAAGACGCAAGGAAAGGACAUGAGGAAGGGAAACAAGGAUGAACAAUUUUAGAAAUGAGAAGCACCCAAUGUUUACCAUAACUAUGCUGACCUGGGGGAAACAAACAAUGCAUUUCUGAAAAUCAGUAGUAUUUAUUGUAGGCUGUACAUAGUUAGAUUAUGUGGAUAUCUUUGUAUGGAAAUAAAACACACACACAAAAAAGAAAAAAUGUUCUGUAUAGAUCUGUGCAAAUAUUUUGUUAUCAUUGUUACUUCCCUUUCAGUAUAUUUAUUACAAUGGUAUUAACUUGUCAUAACACACUGUGUGACUGUUGUCAUGACAGAAUCUUUGGUGUAUGUACCACUAACUGGAUGAUGGACAGUCUGACUGCUCUUGACGUUUUGAUACCAGACCUAUUAUGUGACUGCACAAGGUUUUGCGACAGAAUUCAACGUAAAGUUGUGCAUUUAGUGGACUCUUUCAGCUGAGCACGUUCACAUUCUGCAGAUGUACAGAUCAAGCAAUCUUAGUAUUCUGUGAUCUCUCAAGAGACCUUGAAAAGGCAAAAAGAAACACUUCAAUAUCAUUGAAAAUACUCAUCUUUUAAUCUUCUUGAUCUUCCAUAUGUUGCUAUGCUAAUGUGUGUUAAAUAUAAGUCACGUCUGUGUGUUAAAAUAUUCGGUUGAUUUAUUAAUGACAGCGUUCUGUACAGUAUGUUCAACAUGUUUAUAUGUUUGUUUUUCAUUUAAAUAUGUGUUGCAUGCAAAUAAUCUAAAAAAGAAAAAAAAAAAAAAAGCUGUAUUAGACUUGGGUUCAAAACCUGUCCAUCUCUUUGCAAAUAGGAACUGUUUAAAGCAGCCUAUCAGGAAUAUUAUUUGUGUACCUCUCUGAAAAUUUUCAGUAAAAACACCAAGCAAGCACCUCUGUACAUUAUUAGGUGAUUUGGGCCGUAUAUAAGAGAUCAUCAUCUGGAACUUAACUUAAGGGGGCUCAUUUGAGUUUGCAUGAAAUGUAUUUGUACUGUACAGAUAUGUAGUUAUAUUCUGCAAAUGUUGCUGUGUAUAUGUCUACAGAUCGAGAGAGAGAGAGAGAGAGAGAGAGAGAGAGAGUGUGUGUAAGACAGAGAGACUGAUUUUUAAGACAAAGGACUUUGCGGAAAUAAGUGAUUGAAUCAAGCACAAUUAACUUGUAUGUGUUUCGCCUCUGUUAUGUGAUUUUUUUUUUUCUUUUUUUUUUUUUUAAACACAUAGCAAAUGGGCUGUUUGAAAUAACUGUUGUAAAUUUAUUUUGUUCUUUCAUUUGUAAAACAUUAUUCAUCACUGUGGUUUGUCCUCUUGUUUUGUCUUUCUUUAGGAUAAUCUAAUGUGACAAAAUAUCCAGAAUUAGAUGUUAUGGGCAGUAAAUGUUAUAGUAAUGUAUUUUUUAUUUGUUUUCUUUUCCA
Myxocyprinus asiaticus (Chinese sucker) is the source of this 6671-nucleotide messenger RNA. Its product is annotated as semaphorin-3F-like. The transcript is spliced from 19 exons. The coding region runs from base 283 to 2676 and encodes 797 amino acids. The record is from RefSeq and is a predicted model, not a curated record. Gene Ontology annotation, molecular function: chemorepellent activity; semaphorin receptor binding. Gene Ontology annotation, biological process: semaphorin-plexin signaling pathway; negative chemotaxis; negative regulation of axon extension involved in axon guidance. NCBI's taxonomy places the organism in Eukaryota, Metazoa, Chordata, Actinopteri, Cypriniformes, Catostomidae.